AUGGGCUCACCGCUCGGCCCAUUCCUCGCAAAUGUCUUCAUGGGCAAAGUCGAGAUGACAAGUUUACAAGACACCAUUAAUGACCUCAGCUUCUACGGUCGGUACGUAGACGAUAUUUUCUGCCUGACGGAUGUUACCACCGACACAGACGUCCUGAUUCAAAAAUUCAACAAUUCACACCCCUCGCUGACGUUCUCUGCAGAGUUUGAGGCAAACAAUGAAAUCGCGUUCCUCGACGUUCUUCUGCACAGACAAGAGGAUGGGUCUAUCCAACGUAGAGUAUUCCGAAAGAAAACCUGGACGGGACAAUACAUUAACUUUCACAGUUUUGUUCCCCUCAACAGCAAACGAAAUCUAGUCCAGGGAUUGGCAGCUAGAGUGCGACGUAUCUGCUCUCCUGAGACUGUGGAGGCAGAACUGCAGCAGCUGCGGGAUACACUCCACGAAAACGGAUAUCCAGAAAGAUUUAUCCUUCGAAAUAUAGGGGAGCGCACUGCAAAACCUACCAUGACAACUGCAGAAAAGAAGGACUUAUUUAUACGAUUGCCUUUUCAAGGAGACGCAGCAAGUGAACUUGUAAAAAGACGUCUGAAGACAGCGGUCACUAACGCUUUCACACCGGCGAACUUACGUGUGUGUUUCACUAACUCUCCCCUCCUACGUUUGGGAGGUAAAGACCGACUCCCGUUGCAGGCCACAUCAAUGAGUAUUUAUUCAUUCACUUGCUCCUGUGGAGCGGGCUACAUCGGCCGUACAACGAGGCGUUUGGAAAAGAGAGUACGUGAACACAUACCGGCCUGGCUAGGCAAAGGUGAGAAGAAAUCGAUCUCGAGUUCUAUUCUCGCACAUCUUGUCGAUACGAAUCACCGAGUCGAUGCCAAAGAAGCCUUUCAGAUUGUCUACCGGACACCAGCAGGCUUCUCCAAAGGCCUACGCCAACGGGUGCUAGCUACAGCUGAGGCAGUGGCUAUACGGCUAGCCAAUCCAGUGCUAUGCUGUCAGAAGACUCUGACACAGGCGCUCUGUCUUCCGUGGCCGACGCCGACCACAACGUCACUCCAACCUUCUGAUGCCAGGGUGGGUGCACAAGGUACACGACGCACUCGCAGCCUAUGCCCCCCCUCCUCCUCGCCCCCCGAACCCAAUUACCACGACACGCCGACCACGCCAUAG
This is a messenger RNA of Spirometra erinaceieuropaei, 1173 nucleotides long. Lineage: Eukaryota; Metazoa; Platyhelminthes; Cestoda; Diphyllobothriidea; Diphyllobothriidae. The record is from the annotation of a GenBank genome assembly.